Morus notabilis is the source of this 784-nucleotide messenger RNA. Its product is annotated as ninja-family protein mc410-like. The annotation marks the transcript as partial. The record is from RefSeq and is a predicted model, not a curated record. The transcript has a single exon. NCBI's taxonomy places the organism in Eukaryota, Viridiplantae, Streptophyta, Magnoliopsida, Rosales, Moraceae.
AUUAUUUUUUUAGCAGAUAAAUCUGCUUGAAAUGGUGAUUUCUCGUUCAUGUGAAAUAUCUGGGCAGUGUCAUCUGCGUGAAGAGGAGUAGAAAGAAUACGCUUAAUCUGUAUAUUUUAUUCUCUAAAUGGAGGAUGAAAACGGACUUGAGCUUAGCUUGGGUCUAUCUUGUGGUGGGUUGUCUGCCAAAUCCAAGGGUAAAAAUGGCAGCUCCUCAGAUAUUAGACCCGAAGAAGGUGAUAGAGGAAAUAAAUUAGUGGAUGAUUUUAAGAACUUUCUAAAUUCUGGGAGCCAGAAACAAGACUCGAGUGCCGGUUCCCAAAGAAGUGAUUCACUAAAACCUAAGGAGAACUUUUUUAAUGACCUUUCCAAGAGCAAUGUUGAUGCAGAUGCUCCGGUAGACUUGAAUGGGAAAGGAGUCUGGGGGAGCAACAAUAAACCUGCUGAAUUUGAAGAGGAAAAACGAGCAGAGUCUGGUAGCAAGCGCAGGAUGUUUUUUGAUGAGAUGAACCAACAAAAGAAGCAUGAGAGAGAGGCUGCUCAUUUUGCUGAUAUAAAUGACAAAGCGAGAGCUUCACACAUUGCCCUGACAACAGAAGAGGGUUCAACUGCCGAAAAUGAAGAUGUGGCGGAGUCUGAAGUAGAGGGUUCAACAUCAAGGCUGGUGCUGCAGCACGAUGAUGGCUCCAAAAGAUUCAUUGGAAUUGGGGGAUCUUCUGAUUUUCAAAAGGAGGUUCGGGGAAUUUCUGAUUCAAAGGUUGUGGACCUGAAUGGGCAAAAGAGA